Drosophila pseudoobscura is the source of this 596-nucleotide messenger RNA. Its product is annotated as procyclic form-specific polypeptide B-alpha-like. The transcript has 3 exons. Lineage: Eukaryota; Metazoa; Arthropoda; Insecta; Diptera; Drosophilidae. Bases 87 to 437 code for a protein of 116 amino acids. The record is from RefSeq and is a predicted model, not a curated record.
ACAUUCCAGUCAACAGUUUUGAGGCAUAGAUCUCUUUCAUAGAUCUAGAAAUUACUUACAAUUAUACAAACAUCCUCGUACAAAUCAUGGGCGAUCCAAUCAAACAGGAAGAAGGGCAGCCCAAGGGGAAGCCCGAAGUGCAGCCCGAAGUGAAGACCGAAGGGAAUCCCGAGGUAAAGCCCGAGGGGAAUCCCAAGGUAAAGCCCGAGCGAAAGCUCUUGUGGAAGCACGAAGGGUAUCUCAAGGUAAAGCCCGAGGGAAAGCUCUUGGGAAAGCCCACGGCGAAGCCCGAUGUGAAGCCCGUGGGUAACCCCGUGGGUAACCCCGAUCAGCCGCCAAUGGGCAAUAAUAUCCAACGUGCAGUGCUGCAGUUCGUCUUCGUCAGCGCCGCCAUCCGUCUGCUGGCGCUGGCUGUCCAAAAGAAGCAUCCUGCCUAACCCCAGGAUCCAGCAGGCCAACAAGGAUACACACCGAAACACACUGAGACACCAUGGAGGCCAUCAACCCUCAAGAAGUAGAAAUUGAACAUUUGUGAACACAACAAUCAAGACACAACAGACAUCAUUCCAAUGAAUAAAUAAGAGUUCGCCAGUUAA